AUGAAACAACUAGCUAUCUACAGCAUCGCUCUUUUCUUCCUCGCCUCCUGCGGUAAUGCAACGAACGAACAACCAGCUGCUGCUACAGACAACCAUGAACAGCACGACCAUCAGGGACACGAUCAUAACCACGAUGCGCCUAUUGCUGCAAAUGCAAUUAUUGAUCCGGUAUGCGGCAUGGUAAAAGACAGUACCUGGACCGACUACACGCUUUAUAAAGGAGAUACCGUAUGGUUUUGCGCCGCACCUGAGAAGCCCAACCUGAAAGAAGUAAGAGAAGGUUUGUACCUGCCGGUAAACCCGGUAGAUGAGACGACACUGAACGAAGUACACGAGCGCUUGCAGGAAGCGUUGCAACAUAAGAUCACCUUUAUCACGCUGUCUGAAAAAGGGGUGUAUACUAAUAACGGAACGGAGCAGCAUAUUUUCCCAUCCCAUAUCCGCAACAUUGCCGAUGUAUCCGGAGCGGGUGAUACGGUGAUUGCUACGGCCUCUAUGGUUUAUGCACUUACCGGUGAUGCUUCUUUAAUGGCUCAGGUAUCUAAUAUUGCCGGUGGCUUGGUGUGUGAAGAGGUUGGUGUAGUGCCGGCUGGCCUGCCACCUGUUGGGCAACACACGCUCAAUAAGCUUGUACGUUGGCUCAGAGAGGCGUAUCAUAUAAGGCGUUGUAAAGGCGGUAACAACAGAGAUAGCCACGGCUAUCGGAUAGAGGAAGUCACUGGUUACACCAAUGAUCGCAGCGAUGGCGGCUGUGCCGCCAACCUUUAUCAGCUUCUUAAAACUAAACUCAAGCCCCAGUCCAAACAACAGGAAGAUAACACCGAUCUCGCCCCAGAUAACCGCAAAGAUGAAGGUGAUAACCAAAAACGUAACCAGCAUAUUAAUGCAAUAAAAGACAAUCACCGUCACAUCGGGGUACGCAGCCUGCAACCGUCCGCUGAUCGCUUCAAUAACACCGGUGACGGCCAGCGAAACAAGGAGUAUAAAGCCAAGACUGACGAUGACUGA
Messenger RNA from Ostertagia ostertagi, 1008 nucleotides. The record is from the annotation of a GenBank genome assembly. Lineage: Eukaryota; Metazoa; Nematoda; Chromadorea; Rhabditida; Trichostrongylidae.